CGACUUCACGGGGUUUAGAUUUGUCAAUUUUUGUAUCUCAAAAUAGGCAACAAUAAAUUUUUUAUUUUCGCCACCUAAAGUAAAUUUAAAGUUCCACGUUGUUGUUAAAACUUGUAAAUAUAGUGUAAAUUUUUGUUAUGAUAUAGGAAUCCGAGAGUGCGAACGUUUUGCUUGUGGAGUGCUGAGGAGAUGUCGAAUAAAAAUUCCGUCAAUAACACAGCGGGGCUCAAACAGAUCGACCUGGAUCAGAUUUGGGGGGAUUUGCACGCGGGGAUCGAGCAUGCAUACAGCCAGCAGCACAUGCCCAAGUACCUCUACAUCCAGCUGUACACCCAUGUUUAUGACUACUGCACCUCGGUGCACCAGCAGGCCAAUGGCAGGGGCUCCUCCAGCAUCUCCACCAAGAACAAGAAGAGCCAGGUUGGGGGCGGCGCCCAGCUCGUGGGCCUCGAGCUCUACAAGAGGAUCAGGGAGUUCCUGAGGAACUAUCUGGUGACUCUGCUGAGUGACGGGAUGAAUCGGAUGGGUGAAGGCGUUUUGAAAUUUUAUACGCGUCAAUGGGAGGAGUAUCAGUUCAGUAGCAAGGUUCUGAAUGGUAUUUGCUCGUAUUUGAAUCGACAUUGGGUGAAGAGAGAAUGCGAAGAGGGAAGGAAAGGAAUCUACGAAAUUUAUCAGCUCGCACUGGUGACAUGGCGAGAUCAUCUGUUCAAACAAUUAAACAAACAGGUAACAACUGCCGUUCUGAAACUGAUCGAACGCGAGCGCAACGGCGAAACAAUCAACACUCGUUUAGUCUCUGGCGUGAUAAACUGUUACGUGGAAUUGGGCCUAAACGAGGAGGAACCAGGGGCCAAAGGACCGAACCUAUCGGUGUACAAAGAGAGUUUCGAAAACAUGUUUCUGGAAGACACUGAACGCUUCUACCUAAAAGAGAGUAACAACUUCCUAGCACAAAAUCCGGUCACUGAAUACAUGAAAAAGGCCGAACAACGUCUCCUCGAAGAACAGAAACGCGUCCAAGUCUAUCUACACGAAACAACAAGCGGCCGUUUAGCCAAAACCUGCGAAAGAGUCCUCAUUAAAAAGCACCUCGACAUGUUCCAUUCGGAGUUCCAGCAGUUGUUGGACGCCGACAAAGACGAGGAUUUGGGUCGGAUGUACUCGUUGGUAGCGCGGAUUCCGGACGGUUUAGGGGAAUUACGGACGCUUCUCGAGCAACAUAUCGCAGCUCAGGGGCUCUCAGCGAUUGAAAAAUGCGGAGAAAGCGCCCAUAAUGACCCGAAAAUUUACGUCAACACGAUUCUGGAGGUGCACAAGAAGUACAACGCUCUUGUUUUGGUGGCGUUCAACAACGAUAGCGGUUUUGUGGCGGCUUUGGACAAGGCAUGUGGUCGUUUCAUCAACGCCAAUGCCGUUACCAAAAAAGCCAAUUCGAGCAGCAAAUCGCCGGAAUUGCUCGCGAAAUACUGUGAUUUGCUGCUGAAGAAGUCGAGCAAGAAUCCGGAGGAGGCGGAGCUCGAAGAUACGUUAAACCAAGUCAUGGUUGUGUUCAAAUAUAUCGAAGAUAAGGACGUUUUUCAAAAGUUCUACAGUAAAAUGCUGGCCAAGCGAUUGGUCCAGCACAUGUCGGCGAGUGACGAUGCUGAAGCUUCAAUGAUCUCAAAACUGAAACAGGCAUGCGGGUUUGAGUACACCUCCAAGUUGCAAAGGAUGUUCCAGGACAUUGGCGUGUCUAAAGAUCUGAACGAGCAAUUCAAAAGUCAUCUAUUAAAAUCAAACGAAACCCUAGACAUAGAUUUUAGUAUUCAAGUGUUAUCUUCCGGAUCAUGGCCUUUCCAGCAAUCUUUCACCUUCGGAUUGCCGACCGAGCUUGAAAGAAGUGUUCAUAGAUUUACAAAUUUCUAUUCCGGUCAGCAUUCGGGCCGGAAAUUAAAUUGGCUGUAUAACAUGUCGAAAGGAGAGUUACACACGAACUGUUUUAAAAAUAGAUACACACUCCAAGCUAGUACGUUUCAAAUGGCUGUGCUGCUCCAGUUCAACGUGUCUGAAAGUUGGACAAUAGCUCAACUCGAGGAGAAUACACAAAUCAAAACAGAUUUCCUAAUACAGGUCAUACAGAUAUUACUUAAAGCGAAGCUGAUCACUUGCGAUGAUGACGAGAACGAGCUCGCGCCACACUCGGUUGUGAACCUUUUCCUAGGAUAUAAAAAUAAAAAACUUCGGGUCAAUAUCAAUAUUCCGAUGAAGACCGAGCUAAAGAUGGAGCAAGAAACAACUCACAAGCAUAUUGAAGAGGACAGGAAGUUGCUGAUUCAAGCCGCGAUUGUACGAAUCAUGAAAAUGAGGAAAAUACUGAAACAUCAACAGUUGGUGGCUGAAGUUUUGAACCAGUUGUCGUCAAGGUUCAAGCCGAGGGUUCACAUCAUCAAGAAAUGCAUAGAUAUUCUGAUCGAGAAGGAGUAUCUGGAGAGGACUGAGGGUCAGAAGGACACCUACAGCUACUUGGCAUGAUUCAGCAAACGCAACUGUCACCCAACUGUCUUUGAUUAACAACCGGCGGAGUCAACGAGUGGCUUGUAUAUUGUAAAUAUUCGAAAAAUAAAUUGUACUUUAAGUGAUAUGCUAUACUAAAAAAUACACAACUGUAUUUAUGUUUUGAUUGAAUUGUCCUAGAACUGUCAAUCUGAGUUCUGGCGCUCUCUUGAUAUUCCUUUGAAUUUUUGUUUUAAUUCUGCUUUUACUUUAUUAAUUGUAUAGAAUCUGUUUAUUUGUAUUACUAUGUGAAAAGAAUACGAAUGUAAUUUAAUUCACCGAUUUUAAAUAAAUUGUUUUGACAAA
Messenger RNA from Tribolium castaneum (red flour beetle), 2838 nucleotides. RefSeq names its product Cullin 1 (gene Cul1). Bases 190 to 2511 code for a protein of 773 amino acids. Gene Ontology annotation, molecular function: protein-macromolecule adaptor activity; ubiquitin protein ligase binding. The record is from RefSeq and is a predicted model, not a curated record. NCBI's taxonomy places the organism in Eukaryota, Metazoa, Arthropoda, Insecta, Coleoptera, Tenebrionidae. Gene Ontology annotation, cellular component: SCF ubiquitin ligase complex. Gene Ontology annotation, biological process: SCF-dependent proteasomal ubiquitin-dependent protein catabolic process; protein ubiquitination. The transcript is spliced from 10 exons.